Messenger RNA from Cimex lectularius (bed bug), 599 nucleotides. RefSeq names its product endocuticle structural glycoprotein SgAbd-2-like. NCBI's taxonomy places the organism in Eukaryota, Metazoa, Arthropoda, Insecta, Hemiptera, Cimicidae. The transcript has 3 exons. Gene Ontology annotation, molecular function: structural constituent of chitin-based larval cuticle. Gene Ontology annotation, cellular component: chitin-based extracellular matrix. Bases 31 to 552 code for a protein of 173 amino acids. The record is from RefSeq and is a predicted model, not a curated record.
ACAAAAACUGGGUUUGGCGGCCGAGUAUAUAUGCAAGCCCGAAACGGGAAGAUGUCACAGUCUGGUCUCGGCAAGCAAACCAACAUGAACUCUCUUUUGGUACUCUUCUGCAUUAUCGGAGUUGCUGUUGCUCAGCAAUACCAACAGCAAUAUUACACUCCUGCAAGGUUGGUUCAGCCCGUUCUAACCGCAAACCUUGUCCAGACCAAGGCGAAACCUGUCGCCGUCCUCAGUCAGAACUCUAACUUUAACUUCGAUGGAAACUUCAACUACGACUUUCAGUCUGAAAACGGCAUCAGCAGCCAGGUCGUAGGAAGCGUCAAACCUCUCGGACCCGACGAACAGGCCCAGGUCUUGCAGGGAAGCUACUCGUACACCGCCCCCGACGGUACACCCGUAACCACAAAUUGGUUCGCUGACGAAACCGGAUUCCACGCUUCAGGAGACCACCUCCCAACCCCUCCCCCAGUGCCAGAAGCGAUCGCCAGGUCCCUCGAUUUCCUCAGAUCCGUCGAAGCAUCCCGGCCACAAAACGUUCAAGCCAAAUACUAAUCGAGCUGUUCCUUGUAUAUUACAUGUAAUAUAAAAUUUAAACUUUA